AUGGCCCUUCCCAACAUCGAUUUCCCCGACUCGACCGCUCUGGUGACCGGGGGUACGUCAGGUAUCGGCCGGACCAUCGCAGAAGAACUCGUAGCACGAGGAGUCCGUCAACUGGUCCUGGUCGCCCGCAAUGAUGAUAAACUUUCAGAGACAGCUAGCGCUAUGAAAGAUGCUACACCAGGGCUGUCCGUGGGCACGAUCAAAGCCGACUUGAGUAAACGGGAGGCCCCUGCUGAGAUCCAGAAGAAAGUCCAGGAAUGGGGCUGGACGGUCGACUUGCUCGUCAAUAACGCCGGUCUUGCAAGGAAAGAAAAGUUCGCGGAGAACCUCGAGACGGACAGCUCUUUGGCCACGAUCGACGUCAUGGUCCGCGCCGUCGUCGAGCUGAGCCUCCUGUUCCUGCCUGAGAUGUUGAAGAGACAAAAGGGUGGGAUUCUGAACAUUGCAUCGACCGCAGGGUAUCAACCGGUCCCGUAUACGGCAAUGUACGCGGCCAGCAAAGCCUUCGUCAUCUCCUUCUCUCAAGCCAUCCGCGAGGAGAACCGUGGCACCGGCGUCCGCGUGGCCUGUAUCGUCCCGGGCGUCACCGAGACCAAUCUUGAUGGUCAGGGACAUGGCGAGACGCGAGGACCUAUUGAUAAGGUCGGCAUCGAUCAGCCGGCAGAUGUGGCGAAGGCUGCCGUGGACGCUCUUGAGGAAAACGCCGCUGCUAAGAUCGUCGGUUGGAACAACACAGCAUUCCAGGCGGGCUUCAACCUGCUUCCGGCGUCUUUGAAUGCUCGCCUCAUUGCCGCUGCCCGCGGAGCUCCAGGGGAGAAAUAG
Molecule: messenger RNA, 822 nt
Organism: Saxophila tyrrhenica
Lineage: Eukaryota; Fungi; Ascomycota; Dothideomycetes; Mycosphaerellales; Extremaceae
Exons: 1
Coding region: 1-822 (273 amino acids)
Molecular function (GO): oxidoreductase activity
Source: RefSeq, a predicted model, not a curated record